UCUGCGCUGCUGCCAUAUUGACGCUAGUUAGCUCACAACUAGAUGUCCGCCGCAUACUCGCACCGCGUUAUUCCAGAGUGAUUAGAAAUCCCCCCCCCCCCAAAAAAAAAAAGCAAAGACACACGAGAGACCGAAGGCCGUCGCGUCGUAGAGAGAGACCAAAAUGGUGCUGUUGGCAGCGGCGGUGUGCACCAAGGCCGGCAAGGCCAUUGUGUCGCGGCAGUUUGUAGAAAUGACCCGGACGCGCAUCGAGGGUCUCCUGGCGGCCUUCCCUAAGCUGAUGAACACGGGCAAGCAGCACACCUUUGUGGAAACAGACAGUGUGCGCUAUGUGUACCAGCCGCUCGAGAAGCUCUACAUGGUGCUCAUCACCACCAAGAACAGCAACAUCCUGGAAGAUCUGGAGACGCUCAGACUCUUCUCCCGCGUGAUCCCAGAGUACUGUCGUGUGCUGGAGGAGAGCGAAAUAUCAGAGCACUGUUUUGACCUGAUCUUUGCCUUCGACGAGAUUGUGGCAUUGGGCUACAGGGAGAAUGUCAACCUGGCUCAGAUCCGCACCUUCACAGAGAUGGACUCCCACGAGGAAAAGGUCUUCCGCGCCGUCAGAGAGACCCAAGAAAGAGAGGCCAAGGCAGAGAUGAGGAGGAAGGCCAAGGAGCUGCAGCAGGCUAGGAGGGACGCCGAGCGCUCUGGAAAGAAGGUGCCUGCUUUCGGUGGUUUCGGCAGCGCUGGCAUGACCAGCAUCUCCUCAGGGUCCAUCAUCACAGACACCAUUGUCGAGCCAGAGAAACCCAAGAUGACACCCACUCCAGCCAGAUCUAGUGGACCCAGUAAGGCUCUGAAACUUGGUGCUAAAGGAAAAGAGGUGGACAACUUUGUCGACAAGCUCAAGUCUGAGGGUGAAACCAUCAUGCCCAACACAGGGAAGAGAGGCUCAGACGUGUCAAAGGCUCUGCCACCACCAGUCAAUGUUGAGAGUGUACACCUGCGAGUGGAGGAGAAGAUCUCGCUGACUUGCGGUCGCGACGGCGGCCUACAGAACAUGGAGCUGAUGGGCAUGGUGACGCUCCGAGUCACGGACGACAAGAGCGGACGCAUUCGCCUCAUCAUCAACAAUAAUGACAACAAAGGGUUGCAGCUGCAAACACAUCCCAAUGUGGACAAGAAGUUGUUCACAGCGGAGUCAGUGAUUGGCCUGAAGAAUCCAGACAAGUCGUUCCCUCUCAACAAUGAUGUCGGUGUGCUGAAGUGGAGACUACAGACCACAGACGACGCCCUCAUACCUCUUACCAUAAACUGCUGGCCUUCAGAGAGUGGUACUGGCUGUGACGUCAACAUUGAAUAUGAGCUGCAGGAUGACAGCCUCGAGCUCAACGACGUGGUCAUCAGCAUCCCUGUACCAUCCGGGGUGGGAGCUCCUCUUAUCGGUGAUUUGGAUGGAGAGUACAAGCACGACAGCAGGCGAAACAUCCUGGAGUGGUGCCUACCCGUCAUUGACGCCAACAACAAGAGCGGGAGCCUGGAGUUCAGCAUCGCCGGGCAGCCCAAUGACUUCUUUCCUAUCAAUGUGACCUUUGUGUCCAAGCGCAACUACUGCGACAUCCAGGUUACCAAAGUGACCGACAUAGACGGCGACAGCUCCGUUAGAUUUUCUUCAGAAACCUCCUUUGUUGUCGACAAAUACGAAAUCCUGUAAAAAAUAAAUAAUAAUCAGAAAACGGCAAAAAUCAAAAAAAUCAAAUAAAAUCACCGACAAAAAAAGUCCUAUUCUACAGAGAAAGAUUGAAGAUUUCUUGCCUGCCCACCCUGUAUACUAUUUCAGAGACUGUGUACAUCGACAGGACCACAUCAGCCCUCUGGUCGAGGCCUCUUCCUGUGGUGGAGCAGAGCAGUGGUGGUGUAUUUAUAUGUUUGUAUGAGAGAGGAUCAUCUAUAUAUAGAGUUAAUUGAACAGGUAGAACCAACAAACCUGAACAAAAAAAAGAAAGAAAAAGAAAUCUACACUGAUGCUGUUGUGUUUGCCAAGCAGAGCAGUAAAGAGAACUACCGACCAAGUAGAGGAUGACUGGGGGUUGGGGGGCAGCAGAGGCCAGCGUCCAUCUCAUCAUCAGUCUGCCAUGGACCGAAGUCUCAUCCGUGUCUCCAUUAGAAAGAGCGCUGGUAGUUUAGCAUCCUCCACAAACUGACUCCUUCACACUCACAUCGCAACGGCUCAUCGAUUUGUCAACGGGGUUCUUGCUUUUUUCCCUUUCAGAUCUCCUCAUCCAUAGUCACUGCAGCACUGUAGCUGUCUCAAUCAUUAUACAUCUGUUGUUCUUUAAUUGAUAAGCUAUUGUGAUUUGCGCUAUUGAUAUCUCACUUCUGAUGAUGUUUUGUCUUUCAUUUGAGAACACGUGGAUAUUUCAGUUUUUGUAUGGAAGUAACACAUUGGUUCUUUGCGGACUUGCAAAAUAUGGCUCUGUGCUAAACCUGUCUGUACCGUCUACGGUUAUCAUCAGCAAAAUGGUGUUCUUUUUAUUUUUAACUUUGAUAUUUUUUACUGUUUGCUGUAUAAUUUGUCAUUGUUCAUCAUCUUUAAUCUGGAAAUUUAAAUUUGACAGUGAAGAGCAGGACUUUUGUAAGGGAUUCUCAGCUGCAGGGCAAAGUGAACUAGCAGUAAAUACAUUUGACUUUACAUCUGUUGAAUGUUAUUAUGAUCUUUUUUUUUUUUUUGUAACACGAUAGCAAUCACUCCAUGUUUUCACUCUGCAUCAUUUAAGUCCACUGAUCAGCCGUUAAGAUACGAUGGAAUAAAAAGUUCUUUGAACACAGCCCAGAAACAACACACAAGCCCCUAAUCUAGCAUCCCACAAGAGGCGUUGUACAUGUGAGGUGGGAGUGGAUUCGAGUUGUUACGAUGGAACAAAUCCACGCUCACCAGCAGACCAUGGAUCACAGACGUCGGCCUGAUAUUCAGCCCCAUCCCCUCGUGUCCGAAGGAAGCAGAGCGACUGCUGGGGCCCUCGUGUAGACUCGGCUGCCUACCCCCCUUGUCUCACCCAGUCAUCCUGUACUUACAUUCUCACAGUGCAUCAAAAUAAUUCAAGAUAUAAAGUUUGUCUUUCAUGUUUGUUUUGUUUUUCUGUCCUUCUUUAUUUUAUUUUUUCCUUCAUUUGUACUCCCCAAAUUUCAAUUUGGCAAUGGCUGUGUGGUUUUUGGGGUUGAAAAUGGCUAUUUUGAGCAUUUUUAACUAAAUUACUGAAGGGGAAUCUUAACAUUCCAGUGUACAAUUAGAAAAAAAAAUCUUUAAUGGAAUAAAAUGUAUUAUUGAAAAUUUAA
Messenger RNA from Scophthalmus maximus (turbot), 3318 nucleotides. RefSeq names its product coatomer subunit delta. Gene Ontology annotation, biological process: endoplasmic reticulum to Golgi vesicle-mediated transport; retrograde vesicle-mediated transport, Golgi to endoplasmic reticulum; Golgi localization. Gene Ontology annotation, cellular component: COPI vesicle coat; cytosol. The transcript has 10 exons. The record is from RefSeq and is a predicted model, not a curated record. Bases 164 to 1696 code for a protein of 510 amino acids. Lineage: Eukaryota; Metazoa; Chordata; Actinopteri; Pleuronectiformes; Scophthalmidae.